AUGAGUAACAGGUUAACCGGAACUGGUACCAGUGCAGGUCAGGCAAGUAAGUCAUCAAAACCUGAAUCACAACCAAAAUCAAGUUCAUCUGCAACUGAUCAAUCCAGUAGUGGCACUGGAGAAACUCAAGAAGGUCAAUCAACAACACCUGUGUCUGAGGUAAUAAGUCCCACGGUAGCUAAACAAACGGAAACGAUUAAGUCGACUGAGGAUGCUUCAGCAAAGGCUUCUGUUACAGUUAUUUCUCCCACUAAUAGACCUAGACCAAAGAAAACUCCUGAGGUAGCUACUGGCCAUAGGACCGCUAUUACACUCAACAUAGGUGAAAAGGCAAGUAACAGCGCUAUUGAUUUUAAAGAGGAUUAUCAGAAAAAUGUUACAGUAUUUAGUGCCAAGGAAAAAUACGCGUUCAAUAAAAUCGUUAAGAUUGAUAAAUCUGAGACAGUGAUUUGGGAGGCCAAGAAUGAAACUGAGUAUUUUCAUAAAGUCUAUGUUGAUGGUCUAGGAACCUUUUCAAAAACUAAAAAUAUGAGUCUUCAUCUUUGUAAUGGGACCUUUAAGCACUUAAAUGGGUCUGAUUCAGGACCAUGGAGUGAGUCUCCAGCUGUCGUAGAUCUUGAUGUAAGGAUCUCCAAUAGUAAUAUCCAAGUUGAUUACUUUCAGAAGGAUAACUAUAGGAUAUACGUAGCUAAACCUGGUUACACAAUCAGAAAGGUUAUGAAGUCCAAGAAAUGUAGUUCAGAUUGUUGCUGUUCAGGGUUGGUUAUAUGGGAGGCAGAUAAGGAACACGCUCUUAAGGUGGUGUUGAUGGGUUCCAAGAAAGAACCCAAACACCUUGCCGUACUGAUGAAGAGUGGUGAACUUACUCUCCUAUUCAAGAGUGGUAAGGGCGAGCCGUGGGAGGAUAUAACCUCUAGCAAGAAUAAUAUUACUGAUCUCAAGAUGUAUGCUAUGGCUGAGGGUGAGAGCGUGGAGCUCCAUAAAGGCCACUAUUCCAUAACCUUGUUUAACGAAUUUUAUGGUUAUUUGUUCUAUGAAGGAGUUGGAUGUGUAAAGGUUACCCAUAAUGGUAAGAAUAUUUGGGACCUGAGGGAGGAACGUGACUUUGGUUGCUUGAAAGGAGUCUUUCUCGAUUUGAAAUCUAACAAGUUUAACGUCAUGAAUGAUAAUGAUAGGUGCUGGGUAUGUGAAAAGGUCAGGAAGGUUAAUCCUGUCACCCUCGAUGUCAGCAGUAAAGCCAGUACUGACGACUUUGAUUUUACUGUUGAUCAUAACAGAAACAUUAACGUCUACACUUCCAAGGGUAACGCAAUGUUCUAUCAGGUGGUUAAGAGGGGUGGCACCAUUUGCUGUGGUUCAAGAUGCUGUGGUUCAGAGACUGUGAUAUGGGAAACAGAAGAUCCUCAAAGGUAUGCCAGCAAGGUUUUUGCUGAUAUCGAUAGAGAAAACGUUAGCAUAUAUUUGUUGAAUGGUGAUAUCUUGCACUUUAGUGAGGGUGGUAGGAAUAAACCAUGGAAGAAGUCUGAUAAUAAAAUUAUCCUUGACGUAAGUAAAACCUCGAGUACCAUUGGUUAUGACUUUGUCCAUCAUGGUGAGACGAGGACAUUCACUACGAAGCCUGGAUACCAAUUCAAAACUGUAAUGCUCAGUAGUUCGUGGACCUGGCUAGUCUGUGGUUCAAGUUGUUGUAAGUCAGGAUGUCUUUCAGAUGAUAUUUUUUGGGAAUCAGAAAAGGAUGAUGAGUGGUCAAACAUGGUCACUGUGUAUGGUGUCGAAUCAAGUGUGAAGAACAUUAACAUAUUCCUUAACAAUAAUAAGGUUAAACACUUUCACAAAAUGGUCUUGUGGUGGUCUUGUGAAACUAGCAUUGUUCUUAAUAUUGAUGUCAAUACAGAUAAUAGCCUAUUUGAGUAUAGAUCAACCAGAAAUUUCGGCCAUUUCAAUCCUAAGGCCAAUUUGACAAUCACCAUGAUUGUAAAAUCAACCCUGAAGAUCUGGACUGCCAAACCAGAAGAUCAUGGUCUCAAGGCAGUGUUGAUGGGUUCUGGUAAGGAUGAGAAAUUCCUGUCAAUCCUGCUACAAAGUGGUAACUUUGUACUUCUUUGGAAGUCUGGUCAAGGUCAGCCAUGGAAAGACAUCACUCAGGAAAAGAGUGAUUUCUCUGGUAUCAAUAUGUACUCCCUGGAAGAGGGUACAUCCAACUAUCAUGAACUCACCAAUACUGAUUAUGAUCCAAUAAUAUUCGAAUCAAGAUAUGGCUAUGAGUUUAAAGAAGGUGUCAAGUGUGUGAAGAUCACAUACAAUGAUAAGCCUAUGUGGAACCAUACUGAAGAUGCUGAGUUUGGAUACCUGAAGGGUCUAUAUCUUGAUCUUCCUAAAGACCAGUUCAGUGUCACAAAUCUUAAAGAUCAGACAAAAGAACUUAUCAAACCAAUCACUACUGUUUCUCUGGAUAUUGAUAAGAAGGAGAGUACGGAUCAGUAUUACUACUUAAAGGAUGGUGAUUGUGAAAAAUACAGUGCUAAGUCAGGGUAUGUAUUUAACAAGAUUGUUGAUGGUAUCAAGGAUAUAUGGAAGACUACGGAUGGUAUCUAUGGUACUUUGGUAAGGACCAAGUCUAAGGAUGAUGGAAAAUAUCUAGCCAUACUAAUGACUAAUAAUAUGUUCAAACUGUUGAAAGAGGAGGAUAAUAAGUGGAAAGAUAUCACUAGUCAGAGGUCAGAUAUUACCAAGUUGACCUUCCUCGGAGAUAAGGAUACUAAACUCAAGGCAUCAGACUAUAUGGUUACCAUAGUCGAUUACUCUUAUCAAUUCAUGUUUAAAGGUGCAGUCAGCUGUAAGAAGAUCAUGUAUGGUGAUGAUGAGGUUUGGAAACCUAGUGACGAUAAAAACUUUUCAGAAAUCAGGAAAUUUCAACUUGGUCUUAUUUCCAACAGCUUCUUUGUCAUCAAUAAUAAAUCUGAAUUGAAAAAACUAGAAUUUAAACCAUCUUCUGUAACGGAAGCUGUGAUAACUCAAGUAUCUGUUGCCAAACCAGCAGUCAUUACUGUUACUCUGGAUAUCAAUGCUACUCAGUCCACUAAUGAGUUUGACUUUGCUGAUCAUAAUGGUGUAGUCACAUUCACUCCCAAGGAUAACCACCUGUUCAGUAAGGUAUCUCAAGGUACCACUGAUAUAUGGGAAUCCAAAACUGAUGUCAAUGGUACCUUGGUUAGGACUAAGGUUUCCAAGGAUAUUAAAUACCUUGUUGUCUUAAUGACUAAUAAUAUGUUCACAUUAUUCAAUCUGGAAGGUGGUGAGUGGAAGGAUAUAACUUCUAAGAGACACGAUGUUACUAUGCUCAAGUUCCUCGGUGAAGGUGAUACUGAACUCUCCAAGACUGACUAUACCGUUAGUAUUGUUGAUCUAUCAUUUACUUACAUAUUCAAUGCUGGAAUCAAAUGUAAGAAGAUCAAGCUAGGAGAAGAGGAGGUUUGGAAACAUUCUGAUGAUUCUAAUUUUGCAGAUAUAAAGUCAUUUUCAUUGGGUCUUGCCUCAAACAGUUUCUUUGUUAAGAACCAGUCUGAUGAAGUUAAGAAGAUAGAAGAGAAGGCUGAAACUGAAACUCCUGAAGCUAAGGCUCCAGAAGCUAAGGUUCCAGAGGCUGAGGAACCUGAAGCUAAGGCUCCUAAGGAUGAAGCCGAAACUCCCGCUACUACUCCUGAAGCUAAGACUGCGGCUCCCGUUACUACUCCUGAAGAGAAGACUACAGUCACUUAUGUUACUCUGGAUAUAUCGAAGACUCAGUCUACUGAUGAGUUCGACUUCAAUGACGAGAGUGGAAUUGUUACUUACAGUACUAAGUCUGGUAAUGUAUUCAGUAAGGUAUCUCAUGGCACCAAGGUUGUUUGGAAAUCCAAGAAUAAUAUAUGCAGUACCUUGGUUAGGUCAAAGACUAAAGACAAUGUUAAAUAUCUUGUUGUUCUGCUGACUAAUAAUAUGUUCAAACUGUUCCAUGAGUUUGAUGUUAAGUGGACCGAUAUCACGUAUAAGAGACAUAAUGUCACUAAACUGAAGUUCCUUGGAGAUAAGGAUACUGAACUUAAAUCGUCUGAUUAUACAGUUAGUAUUGUUGACCUCUCCUAUCAAUUCAAGUUCAAUACUGGUGUCAAGUGUAAGAAGAUCACAUACAAUAAUAACCCUAUUUGGACACAUACUGACGACUCCAACUUCUCAGAAAUAAAAUCACUUUCACUAGAUCUUCCUAAGAAUAUGUUUUUUGUCACAAAUUAUUCUGACCAGAAUAAAGAACUAGAUAUUAAGGUUACUCUUGAUAUUGAGAAUACUAAAUCUACAAGUCAGUUUGACUACAGUGAUCACAAUGGAAUCGUUACUUACAGUGUUAAGUCUGACCAUGUAUUCAAUAAGGUUAGUCAAGGUAGCAGGAGUAUUUGGGAAUACAAGGAUCUUUAUGGUAGAUUGGUUAGGACCAAGCUAUUCAGUAAUAAUGAAAGAUUUUUGGCAAUUAUAUUUUAUAACAAUACUUUCAACCUGUUCCGUCAGUCCGAAGAGGAUAAGACUUGGGAGGACAUAACCAACACCAGACGUGAUGUCACGAAAUUGAAGUUCCUAAGUCAUAAUGAUCAUGAAAUCGCCAAGACUGAUUAUACAGUAACCAUUGUUGACUUCUUUUAUAGAUUCAAGUUCAAAUAUGUAGUCAAGUGUGUCAAGAUCACAUACAAUAAUAAAAUACUGUGGAAUCAUACAGAUGAUCCCAAUUAUUCAGAUAUAACCACAUUUUAUCUAGGUAUCAUUUCAAACCGUUUCUUCGUGAAGAGCAUGUAUGGCCCUUUUAAGAAACUGCCUGAAACUACUCAACAACAACCUGAAUCUACUGAAGAAUCCACUGAAGCUGAAGAGCCUGACGAGACUUCUGAAGCCGGAGAAGCUGCAGAAUCCAAGCACCCUGAAGUGCCUAACUCCUCUGAACAAUCUACCCCUCUUACUUCAAGUGCAUCAUCUUCCUGA
Messenger RNA from Theileria annulata, 5007 nucleotides. Its product is annotated as SfiI-subtelomeric fragment related protein family member, putative. Lineage: Eukaryota; Apicomplexa; Aconoidasida; Piroplasmida; Theileriidae. The record is from RefSeq and is a predicted model, not a curated record. Bases 1 to 5007 code for a protein of 1668 amino acids. The transcript has 2 exons.